This is a messenger RNA of Polychytrium aggregatum, 3633 nucleotides long. RefSeq lists its product as uncharacterized. Gene Ontology annotation, cellular component: cytosol; nucleus. NCBI's taxonomy places the organism in Eukaryota, Fungi, Chytridiomycota, Chytridiomycetes, Polychytriales. Gene Ontology annotation, biological process: protein deubiquitination. The coding region runs from base 90 to 3461 and encodes 1123 amino acids. The record is from RefSeq and is a predicted model, not a curated record. The transcript has 22 exons. Gene Ontology annotation, molecular function: cysteine-type endopeptidase activity; cysteine-type deubiquitinase activity.
CGACAGCACAGCGGUCGAUCGACGACCCGAGGCCAGAGCGCUUCCGACCCGGCCGAAUCUGACGAGCCGAAGCAACCUCCCAACAGGACAUGCCGCACGACGCCAGCAUCUCGAAGCCGGAGAUCGAGAGGCAGCUGCUCAACGAAUUGGCAUGUUCAAGCUGUCCUGUGACUCCUCUGCCGCCUGCUGUCGGUCGCGACGCUGCUUCCGAGAUCCCCGUUGCUACGGAGUCGGCUCUGGCCAAGCUCGGUGCCGGCCGUGGAAAGCCCAAAAAAUCUUGUGCAAAGUGUCGAAGCAGCCCAGACAGCUUUCGAGGACUCGGAAUCGAAGAGUGGAUCGACCUCGAUGCGCAAGCUAUGGCCCGCGAGAGCCUUGGUGCCGAUCCCCGCAGUAUGCAGCGCCAAGGUGGCGAACCAGUCGGGCUGAAGAACCUUGGAGCCACCUGCUACAUCAACUCUCUGCUGCAGAUCUGGUUCCAUGAUCUCAAGUUCCGCAGCUUAAUCUAUGGAUAUCGCCCACUCUACGACAGCGGAGAGACCGAUAUCAUUACGGAGCUCCAGAAGGUGUUUGCCCGACUCGAUCACGGCAUGCGUAAAUGGGCCAACCCAUCUGCGUUCAUCGAGAGCAUUGGAGUCGAUCCAAGUGUGCAGCAGGAUGCACCAGAAUUCUGCAAGCUCUUUAUUUCGCUUGCAAGCCAGCAGCUCAAGAGCCACAUGGUUGAUUUUGAUGGGAACACUAUCAGCGACCGGUUCCAAAGUACAUACGCAUAUGUGACAACGUGCUCUAAAUGUGGCUUUGAAUCACGGAACGAGUCGCCCCAGUUUGAGCUGCAGCUUAACAUCAAGGAUCGAGGCAACCUCCACGAAUUCAUCGAGAGUUACCAGAAACCCGAAACAUUGGCGGACAAGAACCAGUACUUUUGCCCGCAAUGCUACGAAAAACGAGACGCCCUCCGACACACACAGCUGACUCAGUUGCCUACGGUUCUCAACAUCCAACUCUUGCGCUUCAUGUUUGAUGAAAAAACAAUGUCCAAAGUCAAGGUACACUCGACCAUCUGGUUUCCGCUGACACUCAACAUGUCCAGACUGUUGCUCAAGCACGAGCCCGCAGUUUACGAUCUGCAAGCGGUUCUCUUGCACCAAGGAUCUGACGCCUACGGCGGACACUACACCGCCAGUGUAUACGACGCCAGGAAUGAAUCCUGGUUUCAUUUGGACGAUACCGUGGUGAAGCGGAUCGACCCCAUGGCCUUUACCAACUGGGACAACUUCAAGUCGUCGACCAAGACCAAUCCGAACCCACCCGAUGACGGAAAAAGCUUCUGCUCAGAGAAAGUGUACAUGUUGAGCUACAAGCUCAGGAGCGACGCAGGACUCAGCGACGUUGCUUUACCAUUCGACUUGCCAUCGUCCAUCUUGUCUGAAAUCGAGGCCGAUGAUGUACCCCUGAUAUCUCAGAUCGACCAGUAUCAGAAAGAGGAAGACCGGCUGGUAGCCAGCAUUCGUGCCCUUCGCGAUGCGAAGCUAAGCAUCAUCGGAGAAAUGCCAUCGCGAGAGGAGGAUUCGCCGUCGGUCUAUAUACCAACAUUGGAGCUCGAAAGAUGGAUGGAGCUGCCCGAGAUUGUUGGCGGCGAGUUGGUGAGCGGCACCAACACUGUCUUAAACUGCACCUCGCUGCUGUGUGCACACGGCCAUUUUGAUCCGAGCCAAAUCAAAUGCUCCAAGCGAAUAUCGCAGCUCGCCGCGGCAUGUAUCGAAACGAGUGGAUACCAGAUUAAGCCACUGCUUUGCACAAGUGACAUCUGCGGGGUCUGUUGGUCGGAGAAAUGCGAAGAGAUUCGGUGGCACGAGAGUUUUCAGGAAAUGCGAUCGUCCGUCACCAAGGCCUUGCUUGAGAGUGACCCAAAGACAAUGUGGAUCUCCAAGAGAUGGCUCCAAGACAUGAAGAAACGGAAGCCCAACGGGCCGAUUCACCCGAUGGGAAGGCUUGGCGGACCACUGUCCGAUUCAUACCUCAGAGAUGUCUUUUGUGAGCAUAAUGGUCUCGCUAUCAAUCCGUCCGACCGGACGCUUGUCUCGCUGAAGGUCCUGGACAUUAUCCGCAGUUUCUUCCCUGAAACCGACGCGCAUGCCAAGAGCGAAGAUGAGUGUAUUCUCUGUCAAGAGCAACUGUUUCAACAGAACGAAGAGGAGGCACGAUUGGAAAAUAGGGCCAGACUCCAGAAAGGGCCUCUCAGAGGACUCCUUGGUCGCCAAGAACGGCUCCCUGAGGCACAUUCCGAUUAUCGGAUUGUAUCGGACGCUUUCGUCCAGGCCCUGAAGCGAUUCGACCAGAUGAACAUUCCGCCGGAUAUGAGCGCCAGCUCGAUAAGCAUAUUUUGCGACCACGGCGGGCUUCUCUACGACCUUGGCCAUCCUCGCGAUCGGAUGUCCGUUCGGUAUGUGACUGAAGAAGAGUGGACCUUUCUCCAGACCGAAUACCCUUCUUUGGCUGCCGCCCAAGUAACCACUGACAGUAAUGGAUCGCCAAUUGAUGUUUACCCGCCGCCCUGUCACGCCUGCAGGCUCAAGAGGCACCUGCAGUAUAGCUCUGGGUACGUGAAGGUUCGAGUUGCACGCGCCGAUGCUGUCAAAACCAACGUCGAUGCCGAUGCCGACGAUAGAGACGAAGAUGGCGACGAUGAAAUCAAAACUAUGGGACGACGACCGAAUACUAAGCGACAGAAGCUGGAUAGCGUCUAUCGCGGCGCUCGCCCGACGCCAUCGAAUCCCACCGCAACAUGGCAGUCGGCAGGGCCACGAAGGGCCACGAGACUACAAUCGAUGACGUCCCGGGGAUUCAAGCCUGUCCCGAUUCACCCGGGAAUGACAGUCCGCGAUCUCAUGGCAGAGAUUUAUCGCAUAUUCCAUAUUGCGCCAUGCGAUCAGCGACUCCACUUUGGCACGCACCGCAUCAGCUACACCUCGGCUACCAGGCUGACGAUUCCGCCUCCGCUGGUGUUGCCCGGAUGCGAGCUUGCCGAGGACGAGAGCAAACCGACGCCCAAACUUGGAGCUACCGAGAUGCCCAUUGACGUGGACGCCCCGCCGAUGCCUUCAAGCCCUCCAUUUGCGAUCAGGAUUGUGUAUACCGACCGCCAUCUGGCGAUGAUGAGGCGAUGCUGGAAUGCCGACAGCAUCGACCUGGAGCGGUUGCUGCAUCCUUGGAACGACGACGACGACGAUGAUGAUGAUGACAGUGAUGAUAGUGAUGAUGUUGGUGACGGCGGUGGUGGUGGAGUAAUGCAACCGAUCGAGAGCGAUAAGGUUCUGAUCGAUGAUUUCGGCAUUGGGCCAGACGACGAGAUCGACCUUGAGGUCCUGGAGGCCGCGGCAUCAGAGGUGAUUGACCUCAGUGGCGAGACAGACCGCGAGGGUUUCGGCGGCAGCCGGCUGUUGGGGCGCGGCGAGGGUUGGUGACGGCGCGGCAGCCCCAGCCCCAGCCCCAGCACCCGCCCCAGCCCUUGCCCGCCUGGCGCACUGGCUCUUGCGCGGGCGAAAAGCCACUUUCGCCCCGUUCUAAGCCUCACCUCCCGUCGCUCUCGCACACAACCCCAUCGCCGACGGGUAAAUACAUCUUUCGUCUCCUGGU